Jatropha curcas is the source of this 1244-nucleotide messenger RNA. RefSeq names its product RNA-binding (RRM/RBD/RNP motifs) family protein. Gene Ontology annotation, molecular function: RNA binding. The record is from RefSeq and is a predicted model, not a curated record. Lineage: Eukaryota; Viridiplantae; Streptophyta; Magnoliopsida; Malpighiales; Euphorbiaceae.
AUUGUCGUGUAGCCACAAGGCCCAAACUAAACGCAGAAAGAGCUUCAAGAAUGAAGUUUGAGGUGUAAGGGCAAAUACGACGGGAAGAGAACAGAGAAAUCAACAAAUCAAAUAAGCAGGGAAAGGUUCGCUGAAGAGAAAUUAGACGAAGAAAACAAAAUUAUUCCAUAUUCAAUAAUGUUUUAUAGAGGGUAAAAGUUGGCAAUUUCUCUAUCUCGCUUUGAUCCAAUCUAUUAUUUUUAGAUAUCCCGAUGGUGGUGAUGGGCGUGAAAUGGGUGCAAAACGUCAGCGUUUGGUUGAUCAGGGCCCUUCAUUCUAUGGGACUUCUCCUGGUUCGAGUUUUAUGUAUAAUCCACCGCCUUAUGGAUAUGUUGCCCAACCUCCACCUUUCCCUGUUGUUCGACUUCGUGGUCUUCCCUUUGAUUGCACAGAAACUGAUGUUGCGGAGUUCUUCCGUGGCCUUGACAUAGUUGAUGUUCUUUUUGUCCACAAGGGUGGAAAGUUCACUGGGGAAGCUUUUUGUGUUUUGGGAUAUCCACUUCAAGUUGAUUUUGCUCUUCAAAAAAAUAGACAGAACAUGGGCAGACGAUAUGUUGAGGUUUUCAGAAGUAAGAGGCAGGAUUAUUACAAGGCAAUCGCAAAUGAGGUUUCUGAAGCUCGUGGUGUUUCACCAAGGCGAAAUGCUCCAAGGGCUAAAUCUUAUGAUGAGGGAAAGGACUCAGCCGAACAUACAGGCGUGUUACGCUUGAGAGGACUGCCAUUUUCUGCUGGCAAGGAUGAUAUAAUGGAGUUCUUUAAAGAUUUUGUUUUGUCAGAGGAGUCAAUUCAUAUUACAAUGAAUUCAGAGGGGAGACCGACUGGGGAAGCAUUUGUGGAAUUUGCAAGUGCAGAAGAUUCAAAAGCAGCAAUGUCCAAAGAUAGGAUGACUCUCGGAAGCCGUUAUAUAGAGUUGUUUCCCUCAUCGAUUGAGGAGUUGGAAGAAGCAGUUACGCGAGGUCGGUGAUGUUUGCUUUCUGCUAUAUGUAUUACUGGUGAUGUCGAACCUUUCCUGACUGUUUAAAAUUUUGCUUCGUUACUUUUUCUCAGUUAGAUUGGUUUGCUGUUAUUUUAUCUGUAUGUUUUUCCCCUCUAGAAUUCCAAAUAAGAUGCUAUCCUAUUUAGUCAGUUUGUAUUUCUAUUUAUCUGGAUUUGUCUGGUAGUAAACCGUAGCUUUAACAAAACUGGCACCAUCAGCUUCUUUGUGA